AUGGCGCAAGCCCCAGAGGAUUCAUCCGGAUUCAAACGCAAUUAUAUGGCAUGUCUGAAUUGCCGUCUACGCAAAACAAAAUGUGACCUUGGAGAUAUGAACAACCCUCAUGAUCCCCCGUGUGCCAGAUGCAGACGUGAGAGGAAGGAGUGUGUGUUUGCAGCUGCCAAAAGAGGCCGUGUUCUGUCAAUAUCACCAUCUGCAACUACAAAUUACAAAGUUGCUCGCGCUUCUGCUUCUGUUGGGCCUCAGCCCGGAAUAAAUACGCCCAGCCAGGGCCUCAUGGCAGGUCCUCUCGGCACUUACGCUAGACGAAUCGAAGAUUCGGGAUUCGCAACUUCUCAGACACGUUCGACCAUGGAAGAUCUUCCGAAGACUAUAAGUCCAUCCGACAACACAAACAGACAGUCGGACGAGAGUCCACACCCACACCCUUCUUCGUGGGAACACACGGGUACCUCACGAAAUACGAUGGUAUAUCUGGCCCAUGUGGCCGGAGAUAUUGCAAAAGCUGAUGAUAGAGACCGGAUAGAUGCCCGGUCAAAAAUGGCUGUCUUCGAAACAGCUAGUAGCUCGGAUGGUGCUGAGAGCGGAGCACGCUCACACAGUCUCAGCGACCCAGCCCAGGAGCAACUGAUGCCACAGAUAGGUUCUCGCUAUAGAAUGCCGCCCAUGAGGUCAAUAGAUAGUGUGCGGCCCACACCAACUUCAGGACUUUCUGAGAUUGAGUAUAUCGGAAGGGAUUCCAUUUUGUCGGAGGAGGAGGCCAGAAGACUGGUAGCCCUGUUUUUCUCCACGAUGCACCCAUUCUUCCCAUUCAUCCCAAAACAAUUGCACGAUGCCGAUGUUCUGGCAGCGUAUCCGAUGCUUCUUUGUGUUAUUCUCACUAUAAGCGCGCGAUACCAUCCGUUUUACAGUGAUGAUAGUCGUGGCUCCAAACACCCACUUCAUGUAGAGGUCCACGAACGGCUCUGGGUCUAUUGUCAGCGACUAAUCUCGCAGACAGUUUGGGCUGAGGCCUCGACAAGAUCUGUGGGAACAGUUUUUGCAUUUUUGCUAUUCACUGAGUGGAAUCCAAGGGCAAUUCAUUGGCGUUGGAACGAUUACGCAAACAUGCCAGAAGACGAUCUCAAGCCUCCCAAUGGAUCUGGGAUGCCAGAGGGUGAUACCAGCGGCAUGGCCGGUCUGGGAGCGAUGAGACGGAGUGAUAGAAUGGCUUGGAUGUUGAUUGGUUCAGCAGUACGGCUGGCCCAAGACAUGGGGUUCAUGGAGAACGAUGCCAACGUGUUUUUGGCUACUCACAUUGCAGAGACCCACACGGCGAUGAACAUCACAAGAAGAUCGAUGUUGGCACCGUCGCUAGGAGAGGUUGAUCUUGGUGAUACACCUAUGAAUUCUUCAUUGAAAUUUACUCCGAUGCAAAGAGCGAGACUGGAACUGCUCCAGUUCACAUCGCUGUGCUACGAGUCUCUGUAUGGAAACAAACCGAAGUUGGGUGGGCUUACAAAACACCAAAAUUUGGCUCUACUUGAUUUGAUGACACCCAUGUUGGAAAGUUGGUAUCGCAGAUAUCACCAACUCCUAGUACCGUCAUCAGCAACCAGCACCAGUAGCCAGGUCCAUGAGGCUAAGAUCCUUCAGCCAGAUUCCAAAUACUGCCAAAAGUUGGCGGAAAUGGUUGAUAGAGAGUCAUUGAUAUUUGAUUAUCACUAUGCCAAGUUAUAUGUCUACUCACUGGCCCUUUCCAGUGAAGCUGGUGAGACAUCUCAUGGGAGAAAUCCGCGACUGGAUGCUCUUUCCAUGUCUCGAUAUGUUGACAUGGCCUUUAAUGCUGCCAAAGAGACACUGGCCGUUGUGCAUCGCACCAACAGACUGCGAUUACUGAAGUGCAUGCCAAUUCGUUGGCUCACCCGAAGUGUCAAGUCGGUGGCCUUCAUAGUGAAAUGCUAUCUCACACUCACGUCCUCAGAAGAGACUGAAACUCGACCAGAGGCCACCUCAGCCAUUCUGUCGCUAUCUACCAUUCCUCUGGAAGAAAUAUUGUCUAUUCUCCAGAGAACAGCUAUUGUUUUGAGGGAAGCGGCGCCGGAUGAACUACAUCUCUGCACACGCUACUCCACGGUGUUGAUGUACCUGUGUUCUCAGUUCAAGACCAAGUCACAGACUGCUGGUCGUGUUCCUCGUGACUAUGAGCGUGAUAUUGAUGCUGAAAGCGCGAAAAAGUUUGUACCGCAGGUUGAUCAGGAAUUUCCACCAGCAUUUCAGGAAACGGCCUCGCCUUUUCCUUUUGAAUCUUUCAUGGAUCCGAGCGAUACGGUGUUCAACUGGUUUACACAAAAUGAGAAUAAUGAUCAAGGUUUGGACUUUGUGGAUCGGUGGACGGAACAGCUGGAGCAAGAGUUCUUGCAAAAGGCAGGCCGUGGUUAUGAUGGUCGAGAAGUGUCUUGA
Messenger RNA from Kuraishia capsulata CBS 1993, 2448 nucleotides. RefSeq lists its product as uncharacterized. Gene Ontology annotation, molecular function: zinc ion binding; DNA-binding transcription factor activity, RNA polymerase II-specific; DNA binding. The record is from RefSeq and is a predicted model, not a curated record. The coding region runs from base 1 to 2448 and encodes 815 amino acids. The transcript has a single exon. NCBI's taxonomy places the organism in Eukaryota, Fungi, Ascomycota, Pichiomycetes, Pichiales, Pichiaceae. Gene Ontology annotation, biological process: aromatic amino acid catabolic process; positive regulation of transcription by RNA polymerase II; DNA-templated transcription. Gene Ontology annotation, cellular component: nucleus.